Hibiscus syriacus is the source of this 1778-nucleotide messenger RNA. RefSeq lists its product as uncharacterized. Lineage: Eukaryota; Viridiplantae; Streptophyta; Magnoliopsida; Malvales; Malvaceae. The transcript is spliced from 3 exons. Bases 577 to 1560 code for a protein of 327 amino acids. The record is from RefSeq and is a predicted model, not a curated record.
UGAAGCUUCUCUCUCCUUUUAAAAUCUUUAACCCUAGAGAUCUUCACCAGCCUUAAGAACUUGCCUCUCACUUUCUUGUUCCUUCCACUUGUUUUUUCCUUUAAAUCUCUCUCUCAGUCAAUUUUCCUUUUCUGUGUUCCUUUGUUGUACUAAAAGCUGCUGUUCUUUCUGCUAAAGUCUUUAAGAACUGAUCGCCAUCUUAUCUCCUUCAGGUAAUCCACCAUUGCAUACAGCCGUAAACAUGGCUUUGAUUAGUUUUCCCACUGAUCAUAUUAAGCUUAGGAAAACGAUUUCGUUCGAGAAGAAACCGGUACUGAUGCUCAAGAUUACCUGCUGAGAGACGAUCUGAGUUCCUGCUCUUCCAAUAGUUUCAAAUCGUUUCCACGACAACGUUGUUGCACCACCGUGAGGUUUCUUCUCGAGACCGAGUUGAAGAAAUCCAAAGACAAUUACUCAACCACAACUAAACGGCUUCUCAAAAGAAGCAGUAAGAGGCCAGGUGGUACCACCGUUUCAGCUCUUCAGAGAGCUUCGGAGGCCCUUCUGAACGCUGUCAAGCUACUGCCUUUUCCUUCUAUGAAGUCAUCCUCGCCGCCGUCGUUGAAAAGGAACAGUUCGAGGAAAGUACAUUUUGCCAGGAGUUUUUCAAGGAAGAUCUUUAAAAGAAGCUUUCGGAGAAAAGCCGACAACGAAGAUAUCGGUGGCGGCGGUGGUGGUGGUGAGGUCAGACAGUGCAAGUUGUUCCGUGAAUUUCUUGAAGAGAAAAAUGAAGCGUCUGAUGAGAAUACAAUCAGAAACGUAAACACCAACACCGACACCUCCAUGACUACCGGUAGGGUGUCCUCCAACACGAGCAGUAACAGCUGGGGUGAAACUGAAUUUACCGCGGAUGUCUUACAGUCGUCUUGGAGCGGUAAUUCGGAGAGCUCGAGUGAGGACGACGUCGUUGAGGGAGAAACAAGUUUUCCCCCAAAGGAAAAGGCCAGCAAUGCUGUAGGCGUAACAGUGUGUGAGGAAUCCAUCUACUUCACAAAGGUAAAAACGGAGCAGGAUUGGGCAAACGAGGAAGGAAAAGAACAGUUUAGUCCUGUAUCUGUUAUAGAUUUCCCCUUCGAUGACAUCUCUCAUUUCGAAGAUGGCUUGCCCCACGUCGAAGCAGGGACAAAACAAAAGGUCCCAAGGUUUCAGAGCUUGGCUCAGCUUCAGCCAGUGGACUUACAGAAACGAAUCGCAAUGGCAGAGCUUGAAGAUGAAUCAACAUCACUUGAAAAUGAGAAACUACUCAUGUUAUCGAAAACCAAAAUCCCAUCACGGAUUUUCAAGUUUGUGGAUGAUAAUCUGUUGUUAGAUUGCUUUGCCGAAGAGCAGCUUCAUAUGGGGUUUGAAGAUUUUGGGGUCUAUUGUUUGAAGAUGGUAGAAGAUUGGAUCAAUGGUGAUUGUGAGGAUGUUUUUGUAGGAUGGGAGACGCAGGAAGGAAGAAAAACAUAUCUGAAAGAAAUUGAAAGAAAAGGAAAUUGGAGAAAUUUCAAGGAAGAAGAAGAAACGUGGGAUCAGCGUUAGAGCUCGAGGUUUUCAGUUCACUGGUGGAUGAAUUAUUAACUGAAUUCUUUUAGCAUGGUUUAAGGCACCAUGAUAACGACUCGAGGUGGUCUUCUUCAUUUAAAAGCUGUGAGUUUGAAUGACUAAAGCCACCUUGAAGAAGACGAUUUGAGCUUGUGUAUUAUUGAGUUUUUCUUUUCUCUUUUCUCGAGAGAAAAUAUUUGUGAGGUUUUGUUGCA